AUGUCCAACACCGACUUCCUCGGGCGGGCAAUAGAGUCCGUCAAGAAGGCCAUCGAAGCGGACACCGCCGGCGAAUAUGAAAAGGCAUACCAAGGCUACUACCAAUCACUCGAGCUCUUCAUGCUAGCGCUGAAAUGGGAGAAGAACGCAAAGAGCAAGGAGAUGAUACGGCAGAAGGCGGGCGAGUACAUGGAGCGGGCGGAGAAGCUGAAGAACCACCUGGCUGAGAACGACAGUAAACGGAAACCGGCUGCCAUGGGUGCUAACGGCAAAGCGAGCAACGGUGCCGGGAAGGGCAAAGAGGACGACGAGGAAGAUGCUGAGAGCAAGAAGUUGAGAGGGGCGCUGGCGGGGGCUAUCUUGACGGACAAGCCGAACAUCAAAUGGGAGGAUGUCGCAGGGUUGGAGGGCGCGAAGGAGGCGUUGAAGGAGGCGGUGAUAUUACCGAUCAAGUUCCCGCAUCUGUUCACCGGCAAGCGGCAGCCGUGGAAGGGGAUAUUGCUGUACGGACCUCCAGGUACAGGCAAGUCGUAUCUGGCGAAGGCGGUUGCUACAGAGGCAAACAGCACGUUCUUCUCGGUCAGCUCCUCGGACUUGGUGAGCAAAUGGAUGGGAGAGUCGGAACGAUUGGUGAAGCAGCUCUUCAAUCUUGCGCGCGAGAACAAGCCCAGUAUCAUCUUCAUCGAUGAGGUCGAUGCACUCUGCGGUCCGAGAGGAGAAGGCGAGAGCGAGGCAAGUAGGCGUAUCAAGACGGAACUGCUGGUGCAGAUGGACGGUGUGGGCAAGGAUAGCAAGGGUGUAUUGAUCCUGGGCGCAACGAACAUCCCCUGGCAACUCGAUGCAGCCAUUCGAAGACGUUUCCAGCGACGAGUGCACAUCAGCUUACCGGAUCAGCCAGCAAGGAUGAAGAUGUUUGAGAUUGCUGUGGGGAGUACGCCUUGCGAGCUCAAAGGGGACGACUACCGGACACUGGCGAAGAUGUCCGAAGGCUACUCUGGUUCAGAUAUCGCAAUUGCGGUGCAGGAUGCGUUGAUGCAGCCGGUGCGGAAGAUCCAGACUGCUACGCAUUACAAGAAGGUCGAAGUAGACGGCGAAGAAAAGCUGACGCCAUGCUCGCCCGGGGAUGCUGAUGCGAUGGAGAUGAACUGGAUGCAGGUCGACACCGACAAGCUGCUAGAACCACCACUUCACGUCAAGGACUUCAUCAAAGCUAUCAAGGCAUCGAGACCUACCGUGGCACAAGCCGAUCUCAAGAGAAAUGAGGAGUGGACCAAUGAGUUUGGAAGUGAGGGCGCGUAG
Molecule: messenger RNA, 1299 nt
Organism: Saxophila tyrrhenica
Lineage: Eukaryota; Fungi; Ascomycota; Dothideomycetes; Mycosphaerellales; Extremaceae
Gene: VPS4
Product: Vacuolar protein sorting-associated protein 4
Exons: 2
Coding region: 1-1299 (432 amino acids)
Biological process (GO): vacuole organization; endosomal transport
Molecular function (GO): ATP hydrolysis activity; ATP binding
Source: RefSeq, a predicted model, not a curated record